UAUUAAUGCUUGCUCUUGAUAAAUUAAAACAAAGUAUGUUACAUGUGAAUAGAGUUUUUCUGUGUUCUAUUAUUCACUUGCUCUGCCUCAUGAUGGUCAAAACCAAAACACUUUCACUUGUGCUUCAUCUCUGUGUUAUGACCAUUAUGGUCACAAACCUUGCAAAAUCUCAGCAAGAAGAGUUUUUCUUCAAUGGGUUUGGUGGUGCUGCUUCCUCCAACAUAACCUUAAAUGGAGGAGCAGUGAUUGAGCACAAGGGAAUACUUCGUUUAACAAACGACACUCAGAGAGUAAUAGGGCACGCGUUUUAUCCAACCCCAAUUCAGUUCAAGCACAGAAACAAAAACGCCACCAAAGUUUUCUCCUUUUCCACCGCUUUUGCGUUUGCAAUCAUCCCACAGCACCCAAAACUCGGUGGCCACGGUUUCGCCUUCACCAUUUCGCGCUCCAGAUCGCUUGAAGAUGCGUACCCGAGCCAGUACUUGGGUCUCCUCAACCCAAACGACGUGGGGAAUUUCUCAAACCACCUUUUCGCGGUGGAAUUCGACACCGUCCAAGACUUCGAGUUCGGGGACAUCAAUGGCAAUCAUGUCGGCAUCAACCUCAACAACUUGGCAUCCAACAAAUCCGUCGAAGCCGCGUUUUUUACCUCCACAAAUAAUAAGCAGAAGCUCAAUUUGAAGAGUGGUGAAGUGACUCAAGCAUGGGUUGAUUACGAUUCCUUAAAAAACAAUUUAGAAGUUCGACUCUCCACAACUUCUUCCAAACCCACUUCACCAAUUUUGUCAUACAAAGUAGAUCUCUCACAAAUUAUCCAAGAUUCCAUGUACGUGGGGUUCUCUUCUUCAACUGGGUUACUCUCAAGCUCCCACUAUAUUUUAGGUUGGAGCUUCAAAAUAAACGGAGACGCCAAAACUCUCUCCUUGAAAAAUCUUCCUUCGCUCUCUGCCUCCAGCAAACCUCAAAAGCGAUUAAUCUUUGCACUUUCCCUUUCACUGAUCAUUCCAACAGUACUCGCAGCAACUGCUCUAGCAUGUUAUUAUUUCCUCUUGAGAAAGAUGAGGAACAGCGAGGUGAUCGAAGCUUGGGAGAUGGAAGUUGUAGGGCCACACAGAUUCCCAUACAAGGAGCUACACAAAGCCACAAAAGGAUUCAAAGACAAGAACCUCAUUGGGUUCGGAGGAUUCGGUCGCGUCUACAAAGGGGUGCUCCCCAAGUCCAACAUCGAAGUCGCGGUGAAGAGAGUCUCGAACGAAUCAAAACAAGGCAUGCAGGAGUUCGUGUCAGAAAUCUCAACCAUAGGAAGGCUACGUCACAGGAACCUCGUACAGUUGCUAGGUUGGUGUCGGAAACAAAACGACCUUUUACUGGUCUAUGAUUUCAUGCGAAACGGAAGCUUAGACAAAUACCUAUUCGAGCAACCGAAAAGAAUACUUAGUUGGGAGCAGAGAUUUAAGAUAAUAAAAGGUGUGGCUUCGGGGUUGGUUUAUUUGCACGAGGAGUGGGAGCAAACGGUAAUUCACAGAGACGUCAAAGCGGGGAAUGUUCUGUUAGAUAACCAAAUGAACGGAAGGUUGGGUGAUUUUGGUUUGGCGAAGCUUUACGAGCACGGUUCGAACCCUAGCACGACACGUGUGGUGGGAACGUUGGGGUAUCUUGCGCCGGAGCUCACACGAACCGGGAAGCCAACGACGAGCUCUGAUGUUUAUGCGUUCGGGGCUUUGGUGUUGGAGGUGCUGUGUGGGAGGAGGCCGAUUGAGGUGAAGGCGCUGCCGGAGGAGCUUGUGCUGGUGGAGUGGGUGUGGGAGCGGUGGCGCGUGGGGAACGUGUUGGCGGUGGUGGACCCCAGGUUGGGUGGGGUGUUUGAUGAGGAGGAGGCUUUGUUGGUGGUGAAGGUGGGGUUGUCGUGUUCUGCGGAGGCGCCGGAGGAGAGGCCGAGUAUGAGGCAGGUGGUGAGGUACUUGGAGAGGGAGGUGGCGCCGCCGGAGGUGCUGGUGGAGGGGAAGAAAGAAGGUGGUGGAGAUGGGGAGUUUAAGGGUUAUGCGCAUUCGUAUUCGACGGCGUCGUUUUUUGACGUGGAGAGUGAAUCUGCGUCAUCUCUGUCACUUUCCGGUGGCCGGUAGGUAAGGGGACUGUCAGCUUGCACUAGAUUCUCUUCUCUUUGCCUGUGCCUACUUAUUUUUUCUAUUUUUAGUAACUUUAUUUAUAUUUUGAGAAAUACUUCUUGGACAUAUUUUAGUGUAUACAUUGGCUACUCAUGGAUUAUUUUAGGUCAUUUUUAUAAAUAAAAUAUCAAUAUACGUAUGUUUUAAAAUA
This is a messenger RNA of Glycine soja, 2316 nucleotides long. Its product is annotated as L-type lectin-domain containing receptor kinase S.4-like. Bases 6 to 2123 code for a protein of 705 amino acids. The transcript has 2 exons. Gene Ontology annotation, cellular component: plasma membrane. Lineage: Eukaryota; Viridiplantae; Streptophyta; Magnoliopsida; Fabales; Fabaceae. The record is from RefSeq and is a predicted model, not a curated record. Gene Ontology annotation, molecular function: carbohydrate binding; ATP binding; protein kinase activity. Gene Ontology annotation, biological process: protein phosphorylation.